Molecule: messenger RNA, 782 nt
Organism: Aspergillus sclerotioniger CBS 115572
Lineage: Eukaryota; Fungi; Ascomycota; Eurotiomycetes; Eurotiales; Aspergillaceae
Product: AP-1 complex subunit sigma
Exons: 5
Coding region: 59-529 (156 amino acids)
Biological process (GO): vesicle-mediated transport; protein transport
Cellular component (GO): AP-1 adaptor complex; intracellular membrane-bounded organelle
Molecular function (GO): clathrin-cargo adaptor activity
Source: RefSeq, a predicted model, not a curated record
UGGCCUUUCUGCCUCUCCUCCUCCUCCCCAUCGCCCCUAUCUAUUCUACCCUCGCACAAUGGCAAUCCACUACUUGAUCCUCCUGUCGAGGCAGGGCAAAGUGCGCCUGGCCAAAUGGUUCACCACUCUUUCCCCCAAGGAGAAGGCCAAGAUCAUCAAGGAUGUGACCCAGCUGGUUCUGUCGCGUCGCACCCGCAUGUGCAAUUUCCUCGAGUACAAAGACACCAAGGUCGUCUACCGUCGCUAUGCCUCCCUCUUCUUCAUCGCCGGCUGCGCUUCCACCGAUAACGAAUUGAUCACCCUCGAGGUCGUGCAUCGUUAUGUCGAGCAGAUGGACAAAUACUAUGGCAAUGUGUGCGAGCUGGACAUCAUCUUCAACUUCCAGAAGGCCUACUUCAUCCUGGAUGAGCUCUUGCUGGCCGGGGAGAUGCAGGAGAGCAGCAAGAAGAAUGUGUUGAGGUGCAUCAGCCAGCAGGACAGCUUGGAAGAUAUGGAGGUUGAGGAAGACGUUGUCACGAAGAUUAUGUAGACGCCUCUCCGGCAAGCGAGCGUUUCUGUGUUUAUAUUGCUUGGGAUGUUUCGUUUUGUGCUUUGGGCAAGCUGGGCUGCUAAAUUGGCGUUGGACGUACAUAAGCGUUGUGUUCUACUGUCGCGACUGUUUGCAGAGACUAAUUAAUACCACCAUGGCUACGCUCAGGAUCAGGAAACCAAGGCAGUCCUCGGCCACUUAGCGAAGGAAGGGUUACUGUGAGGAGAAGCACACUUUGGUCGGUGGGGGGGGG